Molecule: messenger RNA, 611 nt
Organism: Rhincodon typus (whale shark)
Lineage: Eukaryota; Metazoa; Chordata; Chondrichthyes; Orectolobiformes; Rhincodontidae
Product: interleukin-22 receptor subunit alpha-2-like
Exons: 5
Coding region: 1-477 (158 amino acids)
Molecular function (GO): protein binding
Source: RefSeq, a predicted model, not a curated record
AUGGCAGUACAAGUGUCCCACAUCUUUUUGUGGUUCUUACACAUGUUGAUUCUAUUUAAUGGCACAGCUAUGAAAGAACCAAAAGAGCCACAGGAUGUGAAAUUCACUUCCCAGAAUUUCCAAAAUGUAAUUCACUGGAAAACAAGCAAUGAAACAGAAAACUUCACUGCAUACUUUGUGCAACAUCGAUUAUAUGGAAAACCCUGGUCAAACAAAACAGAUUGUUGGGGCAUCAAGGAAACUUCCUGCGACCUCACACAAGAGACAAAUCCAUUUUUUGAAAAAUUUUUUGCAAGAGUGAGAGCUUAUUCAUUUAAUGAAUUCUCAAACUGGACAGAAAGUGAGGCAUUUUGUCCAAUGACAGACACUCUCAUUGGCCCUCCAGAGAUAGAGGUGAUUUCCUUUGAAACAUCAAUCCUUGUUAAGGUGAUUGCUCCCUGCACAAUGCUAAAAAAGCAGAAUGGCAGCCUGAAAUAGGUGGAAGACAUAUAUCACAAAGUGAAAUAUGAUAUAAAGGUGUCAGUCAAAGCACGGGAUCAGAUACAUUUGGAGAACCUGAGGACUUAUAUUUCUAACAACAAAACAUUUGAGAUCCAUCACUUAAGUCCUGG